AUGUCGUGGCACCCGCAGUACCGCAGCUCCAAGUUCCGUCACGUGUACGGCAAGGCUGCCAGCAAGGACAAGUGCUACGACUGCGUGCCCAUCACCCGCAACGUCCACGACAACCACUUCUGUGCCGUGAACCCCCACUUCAUCGCAGUGGUGACCGAGUGUGCAGGCGGGGGGGCCUUCCUGGUCAUUCCAAUCCACCAGACAGGCAAGCUUGACCCACAUUAUCCCAAAAUAUGUGGUCACAAAGGGAAUGUUCUGGACAUCAAGUGGAACCCGUUCAAUGAUUUUGUAAUAGCUUCAUGUUCAGAAGACGCCACAGUUAAAAUCUGGGACAUCCCCAAGCACUUGCUUACAAGAAACAUUACCAGUCCGAAGAAGGAACUUCUUGGGCAUGUUCGAAGAGUGGGUCUUAUCGAAUGGCAUCCCACUGCCAACAACAUCCUCUUCAGCUCCGGCUAUGACUACAAGAUAAUGAUCUGGAAUCUUGACAUCAAGGAGACUGUCAUCUCGAACCCAGUGAAGAUCCUUGAUGUUCACAAAGAUGUGGUCCUUUCCAUGUCAUUCAACACAGAUGGUAGCCUCCUAGCCACAGCCUGCAGAGACAGAAAGAUACGUCUGAUAGACCCUCGUGCAGGAACAGUCCUACAAGAAGCCAACUACAAGUCUCACAGAGUCAAUAAAGUCUUGUUCCUUGGAAACAUGAAAAAGCUGUUCUCUACUGGAACAUCUCGGUGGAAUAAUAGGCAAAUUGCAUUAUGGGAUCAAAAUGACCUUUCUGUGCCUUUACUGGAGGAGGAUCUGGAUGGCUCCUCAGGACUCCUGUUCCCCUUCUAUGACUCAGACACACAUAUGCUUUACGUAGUGGGAAAGGGUGAUGGAAAUAUACGGUACUACGAGAUAAGCCCUGAGAAACCAUACCUGAACUACCUGAUGGAAUAUCGUUCUCCUUUACCACAAAAGGGAAUUGGAAUGAUGCCAAAGAGAGGCCUUGAAGUGUCAGCUUGUGAGAUUUUCCGUUUUUACAAACUGAUCCCAGCUAAAAGCCUGAUUGAGCCCAUCUCCAUGAUUGUGCCUCGACGGUCGGAGUCAUACCAGGAAGACAUCUACCCCUUGACCACUGGAGCCCAGCCAGCGAUGACAGCAGUAGAGUGGCUGAAAGGAUUUAACAAAGGACCUGUCUUGGUAUCUUUAAGACCAGGCUCUGGAGCUGUGAAUUCAUCACCACAGUUUCUUGAGGAAGAAUCACUUAUGAAAGCUACUGACCAGAGCCAGCACCAGGGUUGGGGAGGAAGAAUGCCACCAGAGGGCACACAGAAGCCAAGUGAGAUCAAAGACAGCAGAAAACAGUGGAAAGUGGAGGAGGAAUUGCCAAAAAAGGAGCAAAUGUGCCUCUCCAAUGGCUUUGACAUAUUUGAGUGUCCACCACCAAAAACUGAAAAUGAGCUUUUGCAGAUGUUUUACCGGCAACAGGAUGAAAUCCGUAGACUACGUGAGCUGGUAAACCAGAGAGAUGUCCAAAUUAAACAGCUGGAGCUGGAGCUCAGAAACCUCUGCAUGGACCCAGGCAGAUACUGA
Chaetura pelagica (chimney swift) is the source of this 1575-nucleotide messenger RNA. It is a transcript of the gene CORO2A, whose product is annotated as coronin, actin binding protein, 2A. The coding region runs from base 1 to 1575 and encodes 524 amino acids. Gene Ontology annotation, biological process: actin filament organization. Lineage: Eukaryota; Metazoa; Chordata; Aves; Apodiformes; Apodidae. Gene Ontology annotation, molecular function: actin filament binding. The transcript has 11 exons. The record is from RefSeq and is a predicted model, not a curated record.